AUCAUGUACGGUACUUAUAAUUUUUUUAAAUUUUGUAAUAUUCCAUAUAAAUAAAUAAGUUGUAAAAUUAAAUUUAAAAGUCCUGCUAAAUGACAAACCAUUUGAUAUCGAUCCCCGGGACAAGAAAGAACCCUUUCUUUAUCCCUUUCGCUCGGCCAUUUCAGGCUACGAGUACGUGAAAAGUAUACAGAGUCUAGUCCUUCUUAAGAUGGCUGCCGGAGAUACAGCUCUAUGGCUUCAUAACAAGCUUGGAUCCACUGACGAUUUGUGGUCGGGAAAAACCAUUUGCUCACAACUUUCAAGAGAACGCUUACUCAAUAUUCAGGAUUGUUUUCAUGCCCUUCAAUCUCAUGUUAAAGUCAAGUUAUUACUAUCGUUUUUACACAUUCCGAGACGCAACGUAGAACUGGUGAGGACGAAUACAGAAUCUUUAAUUUUUAUAUAUUAUUUAUUUAUUAUUAUUAUAAUAAUAUUUUUUAAGAGGCAUAGGUUUGGCUCACCUUUAACUCAUUAAAAAAUGAUUUUUAAAUAACGUAAAUGCAUUAACUUACUUUGGCUUUAUAAUUUUAUGAUGCCUUAGCCUUAAACACUUUAUAAACAAAAAAUUUCAUAAAAAGCUUACGGUCACAGCGAAUAUGAGGUAGCGGUAGGUACUGCAGUUUAAUAGGUACUUCGAUGAAACAAUGGAGACUACUACUUUUUUUGUAUCGAAAAUGGGCAUCGGCACCGAAAAAUCCGAGUUUUUAAUUUUCCGAUGUGUGUGUCUAUUUAUUAUUGAAUGAGUACUUUCGACAUAUAUUUGAGUUCCGUUUCCGGCCUUGUAUUAUGGUAGACAUCUGGGCCUACAUUUCCAUCCAGCUAUUUUGCUUUUUCAAUCGACCUUUAUUUUGAAAAUCUUUGGUAUAUAUAAGGCAUCUUCGCAUACAAAAUUUUUGGUGAAAUAAAAAGAAAAGGUCUUUCAUUUUAAAUUGUGAAAAGCAUUAGAUAUUAAAGUAUACGUGUGCCAAUUCUCAAUGAUGUAGGUUGUGUCCAAUGUUCUCUAGGCUUAUCCCCGUGACCCACAUCACCAUAAAGUCGCUAUGCCUAAUUUCGACAUGGCGUGGGUCAUGCCCCCUUUUUAAUGGCGGAAGUUGACGAUACUUAGGAAAUAUUUAAUUAUUACCACUAUUUACAUCAAAAUAUUUGAUAAGUUGUGUUUUAGAAUGCAUUUUGAAGACAUUUAAAUUGGAAUGUUUUAAUUUAAGCUUUAAAAACUCUGUAGAGUCCAUAUUAUAAAUGAUCAGAAUUUUCCUUGUGCAACACGUUGUCAUUGGCAACUAUUCACAGCCACUUGCAUAACGGCUAUAUCGUAGUACUACCUCAGAGUUUCAUUCAUAAGAGUUUGCCGUGUGCAAAAACUAUUAAACCAUUGGUCAGGGAAAGCUUUAAUUAAUUAUUCAUGUGCCAAAGUUGAAAGUUUAAAAUCAGUCGACCCUAAACAGUAUUUUAGUGAUAUGGGGAUGCUUUGCCUUAUAUAAACUAUAGAGUCAUUGUGCAUGACAUGAUCAGCGGAAUGAGGUCACAGAAUGUGGAGAUGCUGUCCAUGUUAAAAAAAGACAAACCAAGUCGUACUUUAAAAAUUUAUAACGUUAAAACUGCAACAGCUAAAAAUAUGAUUUUGGUGUUAUAAUUCUGUAAAAAAUUCUCUCUAUUCAACUAUGCCAUUGUUUUAUUUUACAAAAUGUUUAAAUUUUUGACAAAAGUACCUAAAUUUACUAAAAUUUGGUAAAUGCAAAGAAGCAGGCCUGCAUAACAUAUGGCCCGCGGGGCUCAUCACAAACACCCACUUAGCAGCUCGCGAAGUAGCGAAAUAUUCUUUAUUAUUAUUAUUUUCUUGAUAGCUUUCCCCCGUGUCUUAUUAUUGGCUGGUUUUGAGUUAGCGGUAAGGCCGACGAUGUGUUCCACGUUAUAUAUGUCACGGAGGUUCCCCUGGUCCAUUUCUGCCUAUAGCGCCGUCUACAACUACAGUGCCAUACUAAAAAGAUUUCAAUGUUUGUAUUUACAUUUUCUUAUUUAACAUUUUUUUGUUAAAUUGUGGAGGGGUCCCAGAAUUUCUAUGUUUCUUAUUUUAGUAUUAAAAGCGACGGGAGGGGUUUGGGGAGGAGUCACCCCUUCUCAGUUCUUAGAUGAUCAUUCCAAAUGCAAUUUAAGCAGUAGUCUUCCUUUUGUUACCUAAGUUUCAACAUACGGGUAUUUUGGUUUCAACUAAUCAAAAUACAGCAAUUUAGGCGGGUGUCUUUUUGGUAAAUUAUUAGAGAUCGUCCCGCGAUGGCCGACAUCUUGGCUGACACAACCAUUUAAUUCUGUCACUAAAUGUAUCCUUAAACCUAACCUGAACUCUAAAUGUAUCCAUCAGUCUCAACCUAACCUAAACCCUAAUUCACUGCAACUAUAAUAAACAGACAAAUGACGUCACGGGAUGAUCUCUAAGAAUUAGCCAUCUUUGUUUUUCACCGGUCUUGGGGUAUCAGCAAGGAUUUGUUUCUUUUUUCCUUUCUUUUGAAACGACCCAUGAACUUUUACCGGUUCACGGGUUGUCGCAACCAAGAUGGCGACAGUGUAAAAAUAAAAUAUCUCGUGCUUGUUAAAAUUAGGAAUAAAACAUAAAUAAUUAAUGUAAAAAUGUCCUAAAUGUAUCCCUAAACCUAACCUGAACACUAAAUCACUAAAAAAAUCGAUCCCUUAACCUAACCUGAGCCCGAAAUCUAUCCCUUAACCUAACCUGGGUAUUGAACCUAACCUGAACUCCAUAAAUGUAUCCCUAAACCUAACCUGAACGCUAAAUGUAUCCCUAAAACUAACCCAAACCCUAAAACUAGCCCUAAAGCCUCUUUUAAAAAACAUAUGUACAGCAGCAGUUACACACUGUGGCAAGAAAACUAAAAGAAUGAGGAAAAACAAUUUUAAAAAAUUCUAAAAUAAAUAAAUAAUGAAAACCCAACGUACAGUUUCAUAGAAUACACUUUUACACACUUAAUUUCAGGUUCCACUGAAAAGAAUAUCCAGAAAAUGAAUAUAACACCAUGCUAAUGCUGUCAUGCAAUAUUACAUUUUCAAAUAUGGUGGAACAAUAAAAAUAUUAUAAUUAGCCAACCAAUGAAAUUUUAAAAUUAUAAUUAAUCAACAAAUACAAUUUUAUACAAUACAUGCCAUCAUCAGAUUAAGGAGAAUGUACUCUAGUAAAAAAAACCAAGGGGAGUGAAAUCAAAACAUAAACGUAACAAAAAAAUGCAAAUGACGUCAGGGCAUCUCUUCUUUGCAUUGACCGCAACCAGAAUCAAAUAUCUAGCUUUAUUACUUUUUGACCUAAAAUUUUUAAGUGCGAGUUUGUUUGGUAUUUUUUACUAUGGACUGAACUUCCACAUUGUGUGACCCCAUUCUGCUGGUUGCGUCACAUGCAAUAACUCUUGUUUAUUAUAGCUUUUAUGAGAUAAUUUGGUCAACUUACAUUCUCCUUGCCACAGCUUGUGGCUGUAUAGGAUACUCUCCCUUUUAUUGAUCUUCUUGUUGUUACUAGAGUUAACUUUUCCUUAAUAUGACAAUGGAAUGUUUUAUAUUACAAUUUCAUUGGUUGGUUAAUUAUAGUAAAAUAAAAUUUUGGAAUAUGGCUUCAAUUAUUUUAUGGUAUUGAUUUUCUGACAACUUUUGGAUUUUCUUUUUUGUUGAACCUGAAAUGAAGUGUGUAAAAGUGUAUUCUAUUAAACUGUAAGUUGGGUUGUCAUUAUUUUACAAAUAUUUUGUAUUGUUUUUCUUCAUUAUUAGUUUUCUUACCUCAGUGUGUAACUGUAGCACACAUGUUUUAGUUCAGGGAAAUGUAGCAUGUACCAUACCGGCUGAAAUUAAAGCAAGGAAAGGGAGCGACAGCAAGAAUGAUUAACACUUCUUGAUGCUUAUCUAGAAAGAUACAAUAAAGUCGCUACAUUGACCACAAAGUUUAUGUACAGGCGGAGAUUUUUUUCAUUAAAUUGUGAUAUUUUUCUCCUAUUUUUGUUUCUCUCUUUAAAUAGUUAAACCAGCACAUUCUCUCUAUUUACCCUCCCUAUUUUAGCAGAUGGGAGUUUUUUCACGGCCGCCAUCUUGUUUGCAUGACCUGUGACGCAAUUGUGAUUGUUUUUAUUUCCCUUUUUAAUAUGGUUGACUUUGUACCUUGCUUCGAGUUUUUGGGGAUGAAGCGUGUUUUUCAAAUAAACUUUAUUAUUAUUAUUAUUAUUAUUAUUGUAUAUAGUUGAUAUAUAGGCAUUCCCUUACCCGUUGCACUGGCAAAAGAAAAAUAAGCAGUCUGCGCGUGUUACAUUUCUGUGAUGAACCAUGAAUGGCGGCUUUCACUAUAUUUCGGGCUUUGACAUUUCUAUGCGUCAUUUUCUAAAAAUAUAUAUAACUUUCAGUCUUAAGCUCUAUUGGCUGAAUAAUUCAGGUCACGAGGAUAUAAAUUCUAUUCUAUGUCACUCUGACCUUUCUGGGGCGAACAGUUGGAACGCAAACUUUGGGUAAGUUGAGACCAUGUAGGUUUUUUGUGCUGGUUUUUUUUGGUAGAGUGCAUUUAGAAUUGAAACUUAAUAUCGAGCAAGCUUGUCCAUUUUAAAAUUAAAAGAAGUUAUUUUAAACAUUAAUAGCUAUUUCUAGAAUUUAUGAAACCGAACAAGAAAUGAUCACCACAUGUAUUUGGAAAACCUGCGGCCAUCUUUUUUUAAAUUAUUUUUUUUACCGGAGGAAGGGGAAGUUAUUUGGAAAUAAACAGUCUAAAAUAAACACUUCUAAAUCUUUAAAACAUAAAAAAAUUAAACAAACCUUUUUAUUCUAAUAUGACUACACAAUAUUAUGGUAUAAAAAAAGAAUAAUUUUUAAAAAAUUAAUUGCAUGUGCAGUUAUUCUUUUUAAAAUACAAAUUUGAUCGAUUUGCCUUUUGGAAUCGCGGUUCUUAAACUUAGCAUAAGUGUUUAAGGCAAGAUUAAUAAGCUGUAUAUGUAGUGAAGUGGAGUAUUUGUUAGCUAUUAUUAACUAAAACUACUAGUUUUUAGGGUGUAUCGAUAAGUCUGUAAAAAUAAAACCAUUAAAUUAAUGAAAUAAAUAGUUUUAAAACUAUAAAAUAAAUGCAAACAAUCUUUUUUCUUUUUGUUUUUCAGCAUUACCCGUUGGUAUCCAUCCCUGUUGAUGGGGAGGAGGAGGAAAAUUUGUUAGGGCAUGUUAAGAAAACAUUUCUUUUACCGUCAGCUGGACAAGGACACCAUCUGUUGCUGUGGAUAGCUUUGUACAAUAAUGUCAGCAGAGAUGAAGUUUCAAUUCAUUACAUAACUUUGAUAUAAAAUGUUUUGAAUGAUGUCUGUUGUAUUUGAAAACUCAGUUGAUUUUAGAUUGUCACUGUCUAUUAGUAAUGAAAAUUUCAUUUAAAGCAUUAUUAGUUUAAAAUUUAUGUUUAAAAUAUACAUAAAUGUUUUCAUUACAUAACAUUUAAAAUUUUUAUUUAGAAUUUUUUAAAUUCCUUUUGUAAUAUUUGAAUAUUUUAUUACCUUUGGAUUGUCACUAUCUGUUUGUAAUGAAAACUUCAUUGCAGUAGCUUUAUUAACCCUAUAUCUGUCGUAUGGGCGAUCAUUGGCCGUUAUAUCCCUUUCUGUGGUGUCAGGGAUCAUAUAAUCGGCCACUAGAAAAAUCGUCAUAAAAAAUGCAAAUGAUUUAAUACAAGCCUGCACAACAAACAGCCUGCAGGGGCCCGCCAGCACCCACUUUGUUGCCCGUGAAGAAUUUUGUUUAUCAUAAAUUAAAAAUAAAAUACAAAAAUCUUUGUGAAGUUACACUAAAAAUUUUGUGUUUAUAUGGAACCACUUAUAUAUAUGAACAGACAUUUUCAAAAAUGAACAUUAAGAAAUGCAAGCAACACUCAUGUUUGAGUGAUGAUCAUUUGGAAGAAAUCUUGAGAACAUCCACUACCAUUUUAUCUCCUGAAUACGACAAACUUGUUACGGAAAAAAAUGCAAUGUAGCAUAUAAAUUAUGCUGACAAACUACAUUAUAUUUAAUUCCUAAGUAAUUAAAUAUUCUUUAUUAUUAUUAUUUUCUUAAUAGCUUUCCUCCAUGUCCUAUUUUCUUUUGGCCCGCACAAGUAUUUCAUAAAGUAUUACGGCCCGCCUUACAUUUUGAGUUUUGCAGGCCUGAUUUAAUAUAUCUUAUUUAAGGGGAAAUCAUUCCUUAUAGAAAUGUGUUUGCCUCCUCUUUCCAUUUCUAUCUGUGUGUUUAUAUGCUUUUAUCAGGGGAUUUUUUUGUGAUUAAUCAGGUAUGAAAUUUUCUCAAAUUUUUUGACUGCCAUAAUUUCUGAGGGCUGCAAAAUCUACUCAGUUAUUCUUUACUGGAAUUAUUUGAAUAUUUUAUAAUGAAGGCAAUGAUUUCAGAGAUAUUUUAUGUGCUAGUGACAGUAUUAGCUCUAGCGAUGAUUGCGACAUAACUGUCAGAUGUUGAAACUUUUAUCACUAAGUUUAGUCAUAUUGUUACAGACAAAUUGAUUUUGGGAAAGGGUGGAUAUCGAACAGAAAUAAGACUCAUAUUGGAUCCCAAAGACUUACCCCAAAAAUAUUUAUGUUUGUGUGUUUUCAGUAAUAUUUAUUGAUCAAAAAUGGAUAUAAUAACUUCAAUUGAAAAGGAAUUUUUGACUCAUUUCUUGCCUUCCCCCUUGUAUUUUAUGUGACAGAAAUUUGAAGGAUGGGAGUGAAAAAAGUUUUCUGAAAGAAUGUUGCUUCUGGUAUCUCAAAAACUUGAUUUUUUGAUAAUUUGAAAAAAAUUAUGGAAUAUUUAGGGUGGUCAUCUCUUUCCAAUGAUAUGCUUUUUGUGUGUGUCAGAAAUUGAGUACUAAAAUUUUACUCACUCUGUAAAGAUCAAGGUUAAUAUCAACAUACUUAAUGUAAAAACAAUUUCUUUUCACACCAUAAGAUACCUUGUCCAAUGUACUUUCAGAAAAUGUAUACUUGUAAGGGUCUCUGAAUUCAUCUAGUUUGGGAUUUUUGUCAUUUUUGACAAGCAUAUGAAAAUGCUAAAAAUGGCUUAACCCUAUAAAACGGGAUCUCCAAACUAUGGCCCGUGGGACGGAUCCGGCCCGCGAGGCCAGUUCAUACGGCCCGCCGACGGUUUUUGAAUUUGCUUGAUUAAAAGUAUAUUUACCCUUGAACUCCUAAAAUCGUAAAAUACUGUCUCAAAAUGGUACAUUACAGUAUUUUAAUAGUAAGUAAAUAAAAUUGUAUUCAUUAUAUAUACCAUAUGUUUAUUUAUUGUAUUCAUUAAAAAUACAAUAUGAAAUAAUCACAUCCAGUGUCUAGUGGGAUCGAGUUAAAGUGGCGUCAAAAGAGUUAACUACUAAAAGUAGAUGAUUGACAUUUAUAUUGCAAUCUGCUGUCACUUUGUUUUGCAGACGUGAAUUUGCAAUAGAUAUUAUUUUAAAUUUGAGUGGAUGUACAGUCUGUGACUGGUAAAAAAAUUAAGUUGCUGGUGAAAUUUAUCGUGAUUCAAACUCCAAGUCAGAUCAGCAUAAAACAAGAUGUAUUCAAAUGAAUUUAAUUAGAAAUGAUAUCAUUUAAAAAACCUACCAAAUAGCUUGAGUUUGUUUUUUAAGGAAAAGCUGGUUUAAAAAAAUAAUGUAAAAAUCAAUAUCCAUUAAGCCUAUUCCCGCUUAUAUAUUUAAGUCUGAUAACUAACACAAACUGUAAAUUGGUGAAAGAAAGGGGAGUGUUAGAAAAAUACGGGGGCAUUUCAACUCAUAAUCGCAUUGCACACCACUCAUCCAUUAUUAACAUGGAAUACUAAACUUAGUUUUUCAUCUUUUUUCCCAUAGCUUUCGUUCAGGCUUUCAAGUAUUGAACAGAAUGAUUAUCCGGCCCGCAGGCCUCAUUUUUUGCGUUAUCCGGCCCGUCAUGAAAAAUUUGAAGACUUUUGCUAUAGAAAAAUCUUUUUGACAGCUUUAGGAUUAACUUAAAAGUUAUUACUUAAAUGUAAGAAGAAUGUCUCAGAAGUGGUCGGUUUUCAUUGAAUAUUAAAAAAAAAUUGCAUACAUUUCUGAACUGCCUUUUAUAUAUUUUCCAAAUUGCCUUACUUUGAGUUGGACAUCAUCUGCUUGUACUGCAAAUGUAUGGCAAUAGCUUUUUUGGUUUAAUAGUUUUGUCCUUUAAAAAAUUUUUUUCUCAACAAUUGUCGUUAACGACACUUUAUGCUUAAAUUAUCACAUUUUAUGAAAUAUAAUAAAUUAAUUCACAAUUCAAUGUGUUUUAUUUUGUUGAACAGUGUAUUGUAAAUGUCUCCUCCAAAUUUGAGCGCUCUAACUUUAAAAGCCAAAAAGAUACUUGCAAAAUAGUACAAAAAGAAUAAUAAUUCAAUCAGUUUUUGAAAAGAAAUGCAAAGCCUAAUAGUGGGGAAAAAUAAAUCACUAAAAAAUUCAUAAUUUUUCUCCUAAAAUGACAGAAAGAUUAUCUUGGUGUCAUUAGUGAGCUUAAAGUCAACUAUUUCCAAUGAUAUGCUCUUUGUGUAUAUCAUAUGUAUUUGAAAAUUUGAGUACUAUAUAACGCAUUGUAAGAUAAAACAUACCCUAAAAAUAAUGCUGGUUUUGGACUACUUAUUUUUAACUUUCAACUUUUGCACAUUCCAAAUUAAUCAAAGCUUUCUAUGACCAAUGAUUUAAUAGUGUUUGCUAACUGCCCAUAUCUUCUCUUAUGAAUGAAACUAUGAGAAUAAUAUUAUUGUAGUAGGUAGUAUAGCACAUGCAAGUGACUAUGACUGGUUGCUCAUGACAACGUUUGGCACAUGGCAAAUUAUGAUAAUUAAUAACAUGGACUCGACGACCUUUUUAAACUUCAGAUUAAAAUAUUCUUGUUUAAAUUACUUCUAAGUUCACUCUAAGCCACAAGUUAUCAAAUAUUUUGAUGUAAAUAGUGGUCAUAAUUGAAUAUUUCUUAAAUAUCAGCAUCCUUUGCUAUUAAAAGGGGGUCAUGGUCGAAAUUGGGCUAAAACUUUCCUCCAAGCAAAUAGCUACCAGAUUACUGAACCAGUCGAUUUAAGAGUCCUAUAAGGUGGCUUAAAACCACACAUUGAAAAAUUGAUAUAAUUUCUCAACGCAUUAAGAACAUUUGAAAGUUAGUUUCUAAUAUUAUCAUGUACUAGCCUAUAUACCCGGCAUGGCCCGGGAUUACAUUAGGACCCCAUCCUGGUUUGACCCCCGUUCCCAUUGGGACCCCGAUCUCAUUCUGACACCGAUCUCGACGAAGUCCCGUUACCGGUGUGAUCCUGAUCAUGGUGGGUCCAUUCAAUGUAAGGAUCCCGAUCCCGGUAGGAUCCCGUUUUCUGGUGGGAUCCUGAUCCCGUUGAAAUAAAGAUUAUGAUGGGAUCCCGACCCAUUUGGGAUCCUGUAUCAAAAAAUUCUUCAGUGGUACUGAGAGAACAGUAAACUCCGGGGCAGUAUAGAAAUGAAUAGAACUAACUAACAUUUCAAUAAUCCCUUAGAUACCACUAUAUAUCUCCUUGUAGCAAUCUAGACUUUUCUGGAAUAUUCUAGAUUAAAUUUAAUAGCCUGCUCAAAACGUGUAAAAACUAAUUUUCUAAUUAUUUUUUUAAAUACGAUAAAAAUCUUCAACAAGUACCAAUAUUAUAAUCCUUUUUCUUUUAAGUUAAUCAAGGUGCCCCUAGGGGCCCAUUCCAUAACUUUACCUAUUUAGUUAUGCCUGAGAUAGGGGGCCCUACAAAUAUCAGAUGGAUAAAAAAUAGAGUGAAAAUUUAAAAUUGGUCCCAUUAAAAUCUACUUAAAAAUGCCAUAUAUAGAGCUUUUUAAAAUUAUCGAACUUUUUGGAAAAUUCUAGAAUGGAUAUUAUUAUUUUUAAAUCCACCGAUAUAUUUUAAUACAGACAAUGAAGGGUAUUGCUACCACGCUAGGCUUGUAUCCAUCAAUUCAAAUAGAAACUAGUGUUGUCUAAGCCUAUUGAUAUUUAUAUAGCUUAUAUAAGGAAAAUUGAUGGAUGGAUAUUAUGAGUUUAGUACCCUUCGGUAUUUGAAUAUGGAUAAUCAAGUAUAUGUGUACUAAGUUUGGUCAAGAUCCAUCAACUCAUGUGGGAGUACUAAGCCUAUUUAUAUUUAUAAAGCUUAUAUAAGAAAAAUGAAUCGAUGCCCCCACCCCAGAGGAAUGGAUAUUAUGAGUUCAAUACUCUUCGCUUUUUUAGUAUGGAUAUUAAAGUGUAUGUGUACUAAGUUUGGUCAAGAUCCAUAUAUUAAUGUAGGAAUAUUUGUUGUUAAAUUUAUUUAUAUAGCUCAUAUUAGGAAAAAAACGAAUUCGGGGCCUCUGGCCCCAAACGGAAUAUCAUAAAAAGUUCAUAACCCCUUAAGAGUUCCUUCUGGGUAAUGAUGGAUAUAUGUGCCAAGUUUGGUCAAGAUCCGUCAAUCCAUGUAAAAAGGUAUAUGGAACAAACAUUCACUUUUACAUAUAUAUAUAUAUAUAUAGUUGUGGACAUGUGGUAAAAUGUUGAAAUAUGUGUUUUUUCAUUUUGUGAUUGUUUAAUUUUCUUAAAGAAUUAUGCAAAACUACUAUUAUGAACAAUUCUUUUAAGGGGUUUAAAAUGGGGUUGGGAGAGAUGUCUUUAUGGCCUCUGGGGUGGUGAAUUUAAACCUACCAAAUUUCAUUUUCCAACUAUUUGUAAUAACAAGGUUAGACUAAUACAAUAUUUAUAUUUCAGUAUACAGUGGUUCUUAACCUUUUUUGCAGUGCCACACACCCUCUUGAUUUAUAAAAAUUCAUGCAUGUGGUCUUUAAAAGUAAAUAAAUAAGUGUGAAAGUUAUUAUGCAUUCUCAAAAAAUUAUUAUAAAUUGUGCCCUGUGCAACUCAAAUUAUACCAAGGGAUUAAUGCAUCCAGCUGAGUCACUUGUUUUAAUAUUGCUAUAGUAUACAUGCUUUAUGGAUUUGGCUUUAUUCUGUGCCACUGAAAAAUUUCAGUAAUACUGUGUCUACUAGAAACUUUAAACUGUUGCAUAUCUCUUACAUAGUUUACUGUUACUAUUAACUUUGUAAUGAUACAUUUUUUUAAAUUAAAUAACUUCUGGUAUUUGUUAAAGAAGACUGAACUAUUCCAAAAAGAGUUUCACAGAUCAGUCAGAAAAUAAACUGCCAAUUUACAGAUUAAUUGAUACCUAAUCAUCUUUUCUUGACUGAUUAAUUGGCUUAGCAAAGAAAUGUCAAGAUGUUAGAUUUACAUCUAUAGUUUUAAUAGAAUAUGUACACUUUUAUAGGAUUUUAGCAAAUGUGGACCUAAUAAAUUUAAGUGGGCUUUCAUAGACCCGCCUCCUGUCCAUUCUCCAUCACUGUGUAUUUUUUUUCUGUGAGGUCAUCAUUGACACAGAAAUCAAUAUAAACUGACACUUUUUUCCUGAGAUGUAAAGACUUAAAUAGCUUAAUAUGAUGUACCAACUCUUCCAAGGUUUAUCUUUGGCUAUUUCUAAGGCUGUCCCAAGUGCUGACCCAGAUACCCUGAAAUGCCAAGUGUUACAAACCAUGGUAGAGUUACAUUUGAGCAUUAAAAUUAAAGUCCAGUUAAUGUUAUCCAUUUAAAAAAAAACAACUUUAUUACAGUGGCAAAAUGAUCUUGAGGAGAUUAUCUCAUUAGGAAUCAAUGAUCCUGACCCAUGGGUUGCAACUAUUGGUGAGAUAAUGAGGGAUUUUCCAUCAACUGGUGCUCUGCUUUUGGUUGAACAAGAAAACAGAUCUGAUUCUAAUAUGUUACUUUGCUUAGAUGAAAUAAAACUGUUAGGUAAGUGUUAGAAGGUUUAUAUAAAGAUAGUUUUAGGGGACUCUGCUUGGCCCCAGGAGCAAAAAGAAAAUGAAAUUUGUACCUUUGUUCUAGUCCUUGCUUAAAGUACUAGUUUAAAAAAAUACAAAUACACUUUGGUUUAACAAAAAAAUUAACUGAAUUCACUUAAAACUUUUUUAUAAUAAUUUCGUCAAUGUUCUUUUAAUAUACAUUUUGAUACUAAAUUUUUUUAGUACUUUGGAUGUCCAUGAAUUAGAAUGACUUAAAUUUAAAUAUCUUCCAUUCCCUGAGAUGACUUUUCUUAAUGAAAAAGUGAUACUACAAUUACAAACAUAUAAAUUGACUGCAUCAUUAUUAAUUAUAACAUUUAUUUGGAGUUUCCAGGUGCUCUUUUAAUAUUUCCUUUUGAAAUGCUCACAGCUCAUAAUUCAACAGUAAGUAUGAUGCCUCUUGAGUGUCAGUACUUAAAUAAAGCUGCUUUGACUGCGGCUGCAGGACAUAUACCAGAAGCCUCUAAGCACUUUACUGUUAAAAGGAAACCAAAGUCUGCAGCCUUAAGAGCUGAAAUAAUUCAGAAAUGUAAGUACCUGUAUCAAAUGCAGAAUUCACACUUUUUCAAAUGUGUAAUUUUUGUUUCUGAUGAUUGUGUAAACUUCACACAGAUGUGUGUAAUUAAUGAGAAAAAAAGUAAUCUGUCAUCUUGUUGAUUAAUCGGUAAUGUGCACAUUAUUUUCCCUACUGAAACUGCUCAAUAUGUUAGAUGCAAAUUAGAUUGUUUGUUAUACUAGAGUUUUUCAAGUGGGAUCCAGUCAGAUUUUUGCUGUAUAAAAAAAAACUCUUGGGAAAUCCAUCCCAGGUUGGAACUUUAAAAAUACAAUUUCUGUUUUUUUAAAAAAUAUCAGCAAGUAAAAAAAAAUAUCACUAUCUGUCACUGUAAACCAGGACCUGCAAAAUCUAGUUAACAGUGCUGAAUUAUUAAGCUCAUUAGCUGUAGUACACAGGUUCUCAAACUUUUUCAAGUCGCAACCACAUUUAUAUAGAAGUAAAGUGAACCAUGUGCUCAUUACAUUUAAAUAAUAAGGCUUUCUAAUAGGGUAUUUCCAGUGAAUUGUAACUUAAACUUUAAGACACCUACUAAAAAAAAACUUUAGAAUUUACUACUUCUGUAAGCUAUUUAUCUAUUACCGGUACUAGGGCUUAGCUGGGUAACAUGAAGCAACUAGAAACAAUUGAUCAACCUUUCUCAGCUAACCUUAAUAUUGCAUUUUAUUCACUAUACAAUUUUAGCAAUUUUCAAAAGCCACUCUUUCAUUGUUUAUUUAAUUUAUUUUAUAUUGUUUUAUAUAACAUAUUUCAUCCUGAGAAAUCCCGGGAUGAUUGUCACAUUUUUCCUGUUUUCCUGGGAUAAGCAAAACCUUGGGAAAGAAGAAAGCCUAGUUGAUACAAAAUAACAUUACACUUUUUUCCUGACUUUCCAAGACCUCAGUAGCUUGAAAUGCCCUACUCUUCAAUUGUUAUUGUUAAAUUAUUUUCUAAGCAUAAAAAUUGCUAUAGGGUGAUCCAUCUCUUGGUCAGUCUCUAUAAUAAAGUUUUAGAGUACCGGUAUUCUAAUAGAGUUUAAGGUCACUUUUAAAAUGAAAUAUCUAUUGUGAUUUUUAUGAAUUGCAAAAAUGUUAUUAAAAUUCACUGAAACACAUAUAUUACACCCAGUCAUUUGUUCAGAUCCAUGAGUUAAAUUCCCUAAUCACCUUUGCUUGCUUGGGGAUAUUUUGCACCAUUGAUAUUUUUAAUUUUUUUUUAAAGAAAAUAAUACAUACCUUAUACCAUUUAAGAAUUGCACUAAAAUUUAAUGAAAUAUUGACAAUCUUUAAUUUUAAAUGUCUUGUAAGGUAAUCGUAGGAGGAAGCAAUUUUUUUCUGAUUUCAUAAUUCUUAAUUAAAUACUCUUUCCUUUUGUUUAUUUAUUCUUUUAAAGCAUCUGAAAGUGUUUCAAAUAAGCGAAAUCAUGCAUCUACUUCUGUUCCUAUCAAAUCUAGGAGUUUUGCUAAAACAAUGGACAUUAGUAAGUAUUAUAAGUUUCAAAUUAAUUAAUUUCGAUGUUUGCCAUAUUAAAAAGUUUUGCUUUUUUUACUUAGUUUUUGCAUUUUUUUAUUUGUACACAAUUUUUAGUUAUAUAUAGACUAAAUAUAUUUUUUUUUUACAAAAGUUUAUUUUAUUUUAAAUUUUUUGCCUGAUUUCUAUUAAAACUUUGCAAAAAUAUUUAGAAGAUCUUAUUAUAAACAAAUUAACACUGAUCAAAUUGAAACUUAAUGUCUAUUGGUCUUUUCAAGGGGACCAUUGGUUUUUGAAGGAAAGGACAAUUACCAUGAGUGAUUUUAAGUCUAAAAAUAGUAAUUAAGGGCUACUAAGGGCCAUUGAACCCUAAGUACCACUCCUACAAUUGUGGUUAACAUUCACUAAAUAGACUUCGUGGUCACUUGUCAGCAGAUUGUGAGUAGUGGGUUUUAGAUCGUGUGAAUCAUAGUUUGCUUCUACACAAACUCCAGAGAUAUGGGAUCCAAGGCACCAGUAAAACAUGGAUCUCUAGCUUCCUCAGCCACCGAUGCCAAGCAGUAGUGAGGGACGGUACAAGCUCCUCCUUUGUCGAUGUGAAGUCAGGGGUCCCCCAGGGAUCAGUCCUGGGCCCCUGUUUGUUCCUAGCAUACAUUAAUGACCUACCCGAGAAACUGAUAUCACAGGCAAGACUGUUCGCAGAUGACACAGCAGUGUAUAGGACGAUCGCCAGCAGAUCUGACCAGGACCAGUUACAACAGGAUCUCAAUCUGUUAGCUUAGUGGGAGAUGAGCUGGGACAUGGAAUUUCACCCUGCCAAGUGCCAGACACUAUCAGUCUCUAGAAGUUGUACUCCUCUACACUACCAAUACAAACUGCACGGCCAUAUACUUGAGCAAGUUUCCUCCGUAAAGUACCUGGGUGUUACCAUUCAAAGAGAGGUCCGCUGGGACGAGCAUAUUAACUAAGUAUGUAACCAAGCAAACAAGACCCUAGGGUUCUUAAAGCGAAAUCUAAAGAUUGGCAACUCCUGUAUGAAAGAAAGAGCAUAUAAAGCCUUUGUCCGUCCGAUUUUAGAUUAUGCAUCUUCAGUCUGGGACCCAUUUAACCAGAAGAGCAUUGACAGGUUGGAGGCGGUCCAGCGACGAGCAGCACGCUUUGUCCUAAACCGCUACAGGAAUACCUCUAGUGUUGGCAGCAUGCUUGAAACACUAGGCUGGUCACCAUUGGAGGAACGACGACGACAAUCCAGGCUCUCCAUGAUGUACAAAAUAAAUAAUGGGCUGGUCCACUGUUCCAGUAUUAAACAGAAACUCGUCCCUCUCCCCCAUAGACAGUGAAGAGGCCAUGACAGGCAAUUCAGGCUCAUACCAGCAACAAGCCAGUAUAGGAGCUGCUCAUUCCUGCCUAAGACAAUCAGGGACUGGAACAAUCUUUCAAAAGGAACGGUUGUGGUGACAACACUAGACACAAAUGUGUCUAUUGCCUCAAGCCUUCAAACCCCUAGUGCAUGAUUCCCUCACAAAGUGGCACUGGAAAUCAGUGAAAUUUCCUCAUCAACACCAGGAACAGAAACAUUGCAAAUCCCAUCUACAUGCAUAGGAGCCAAAAUUAUCAAUACAUUGAUCGUGGGCCCUUAAAAUAUAGAAGAAGAAGAAUAAUGUUUUUGUCUGUAAUUUAGUUUAACAUCACAUAUAUCACUCCUUUUGGUAAAUCUGAACAAUAUUUAUAGUAAAUAUAUGUAUACUUUUAUUUCUAUGAAAUAUUUGUAUUAGUUACCCUGCUUCAGUUUGAGAGUAUCAUGGCUUAAACAAAUAAGAUAGUAAAUCAAUUUUUUUAAGCUCAAGAUGGAUAGGAGAAGCAAAUCUAGAUACUAAAACAAAUUAGUUAACUGAGUCGUACAAGAAUAUAGAAUAUUAAAAUGUUAAAUAAAUUUAGCACUUUAGACUUUCAUGCAAUGUGUUCUAAGGUAAAUUAUUCUUUAAAAAAAACUACACUAAAACUUUAGACAGAUUUGAUGUAAGAUUUUUAAACAUCUGCUUUAUGAAUCUAUUGAAAUUUAAUAACAGUAAUUAUUUUAAUCAAAUUAAGUAAUAUUGAUAGAAUGUUUAUGCAUUUGUUUACUGAAAUAUGUCUUAAAACUUUCAUGAAAAUUUUAGCACCACUGAAAACCACUCCAAGUCGAGCACUCGUAAACAAUUCAGAUUUCCGGUCUCCUACUAAUUCCUUACGUCUUAAUACAUCUGCAACUCGAUCACCUGUUACGCCAUUACCAAUUACGCCCAGAUCAAGCUCUUCUAAGAAAGACAGCAAAAUUAAAGUAAUUUUAUUUUCUACUAAAGUAAUAGAUGGUGUUAAGCAUGUUAAGUUCUUAGGGGCUGAGGAUCACUUCAAAUUUGGAUAUUUUGAUUGGAUGGGGAGAGUAAAAUUCAUGAAUCUGACUUAGCAGCUCUUGAUGGGGUGGUUUAGAGCCAGUUGUUUGUAAAAUUGGAAAUCUGAGUAGCAUAUUUUGUCAAAGACAGGCUUAUUAUACAUUAUUUAAUUUUUUUCACGCUUUAAUAAUUGAAAUGCAGACCAUCUAAAAGAGAUGUAACCUUUUAGGUAAUAUUGUGCCAAAGUAGUAUUUCUGCCAACAGCCUAUAAAUCUACCACAUUUUUUUAGUUAUCUGUUACUAAUAUUUUGGUCUUCCAUGUGAUAUCCUAAAUUAAUUGCUAUAUUUUGCUAAUUUUUGUUUUAAUUCAGUUACUCGAAAUAGAAGAAAUGCCAGUAGGAGCAAAAGAAGCAAAAAGACGGAAAAAAAUUGCAGGUUUGUUUUUUUUAUUAAAAUUUUUUAAAUUGAAAAUCCUUAAUUUUACAGAUAUUUUUUGUCAAGUCAGUAAAUUUUAAUCUUAAGAGCAAGCUAUUUUUUAUAAUUUACACUCCUGGUACAUUUUUGAAUAAAAGAAAAGAAGAAAUACAAUUAGGUAAUUUUUGGAAAUUAUUGUAAUUAAUUGGAAAAAAAUGUUAGUCUUUUUUCUUUGAAAAAUUGCCUGGGUUAACUUAAAGUUUGAAAAAAAUGUCAUAUAGUGUUGUAUUUCCCAAUAUAAUAUGCGAACUUUUAUUUUGAAAAAUCAAACUAGUGGUCAGCAAAAGCAAAAUUAAUGGUUAUAUAAAGAUAACAGGUCACAAUUAGCAAAAUGACAGAAGAAAAUUAACAUCCAUAAUAAAAAAAUAAACGAAUUUAUGAUGGAAUCACUUUAAAUUUUCCUUUUUGUUUUGAUCAGAGGUCACCAAACUUUUUUCACAGUGUGGCGGAUAACUGACAAAAUGACAAGCGCUGGCCGCAUAAUCAUUCUGCACAUUUCCACCACGUCCCCUUUUUAAUGGUGGAAGAUGCUGAUACUUAAGAAAUAUUUAAUUAUUACCCCUAUUUACAUCAAAAUAUUUUAUAACUUAGAAGUAAUUAAACAAGAAUAUUUUAAUUUGAGGUUUAAAAACCGGUAGGGUCCAUAUUAUAAAUUGUCAUAAUUUGCAGUGUGCAAAACAUUGUCAUGGGCAACCAUUUACAGUCACUUACAUUCUAUGCUAUUCUCAUAGUUUCAUUCAUAAGAGAAUGUAAGUGUUGUAUGAAAGUACUAUUAAAUCAUCGGUCGUAGAAGGAAAAAAAAAUAUAUUUGAAAUGAAUGCUAGACUUAGUAAACAAAACAUCCAUAUUGUAUUUAAUGUAAUAAUACAUCUUACAUGGCUAGAUAAGCUAUAAUUUAUUUAAAAUUGCAGAAUAUUGUUGAAAUUAAUUUUAUAAAUAGAACUUUUAAUGAUUAGCAUUAAUGAAAUAAAAGUUAUAUAAAUUUAUCAUUUAAACAAGAGUUAUUGCACAUGAUGCAAUCAACGGAAUGGGGUCACAAAAUGUGAAGGGGCAUUCCUUAGUGAAAAAUGCCAAAUAAACUCACACUUUUAAAUUCAUAGCUCAAAAAUUUCUGAAGCUAGAUUCUUGUUUCAUUUUUUUAUUUGAAGUUUGCUCUAUGUAACUGUAAAUGUUAAUAAAUUAAAAUUUUUUUUACUGGAGUACUUAAUUCUAAACAUAAUAUUUAAAUUUUAUCACCUUCACAUGUUCCAUGCAUUUUAUCAAGCAAAUUCAAGUACUGUCGGCGGACCCGGCCGGCCAUAGUUUGGUGACCCCCUGGUCUAGAUAAUAUUGUAUGUUUUUGUAAAUAUCUGUCCUCUUCCAAUGGCCAGGAGCUCAUAAUAAACUUUUUUCUUUUUUUUUAUAAUGAUUGUCUUUCCAGAUAUCUGCAUUUUUCAUUGAACAUUUAGUAUUUUUAUAAACAUUUUUACAUUUUAAAAUAUAGAUAUGGCACAGGAAGCUCAAAAAAAGGAGAAGGAGGCCGCAUUUGUUUCAUCAGGUGUCAGCCCAUCCUUAACAGUCUCAACUUCAUCCUCUGUAGCGCCAUCUUACACUCCAGAUUAUGCUGCUGGACUGAUAGCCCCAGCAACUUCGGUAUGCUUAUAAUUCAACAUAACUGCGAUUAGCAGUUAUAAAGGCAAUGCUUUUUUAUAAUCCAAAAGUUAUUUUUAGUUUAUUAUGGGCUUUUACUAUGGAACUAUUAAUAUUUGAUAGUGUUUCUUUACACCCUAAAAUUGGCUUGCUAUAAUUUUUUGUAAAGAGUUAAUCAAAUUGUGAAUAGGACUUAAAUGUUGUCUUAACUUUACAUAUUUAGGAGCAAUUGUGGUUAUUUGCUCCUGGAAAUUGGGACACAUUCAUGUAUUUUGAAACUUUAUUUGAUCAAAAGCUAUUAAAAUAAUUUUCAUAACCCCCACAUUAGCCACUUAUUAAAUAUCUAUAUUUUUGAAAAGGGGAGAAAGUUCUUAGAGGCAUCUGGUAAAAAAUGAAAUGGACAUUUGCAUUGACAUGGGGUACAAGUGAAUGUAAAUUUUUGUUACUAAUGGGUAUUUAAAAACUUAAUAAACCUCCACAUUACUCUUUUAUGAGGAUGUUGUUCAUGCUUAUGCUACAAAAAAAAAUGUUUUGCUAAAUUUAAUUGUUUUUAUUAUUCUCAGAAAAUGCCUAUUACAAUUUUGAGUGUUUCAUCAACAACUCUGUCACAACCAUCUCCUGCUUAUUUACCCAAUUCUUCAAGGCAGAAUACACCAAAUACAUCUUUAACCGGUUAGUGAAGUAAUCUAUUUAUACUUUUCUCUAUAUUUGUGCAAAUUUUUAACAUCAGUUGUGUACUUAGUCUAUGUUUGACCACAUCUUAUGUAGUAAAAAAUUGCUCUAAAAUUAUUCUAAAAAUUUUUUUUUUUCUUUUAAAAUUCUUUGAGAUUUAUUGAUUUAUUUAGGCAUUUUUUAUAUAGCGCUUACCUUAAAGCUCUAAGCGCUUUACAAUUAUUAAAAACAUGUAAACUAAGUAAAAUAAAAAUAAGACACUAGGAUAGUAACUACUAUACUAUAGAAACAAUUAAAAUGGCUAUAAAACGAGGACACUUUGGCACGUUUUGGCCUAUACUACAGGAACAGAAAAUGAGGCAGGGCGAGGAGGGUGCAUCACAGGUCAUAGGCGGACCUAAACAGAUGGGUUUUAAGGGACUUUUUAAAAGUGGACGAGGUUUCACAAUGACGGAUAUGGAAGGGGAGCUGGUUCCAGAACGUGGGCCCAUAGAAGUAGAAGGAGCGUUCACCGAUGGUCUUAGUUUUGGUUCUUGGGAUUGAGAGGGUUCUAUUAUUAAUGGAAGAGCGUAGUUGUCUAGUGGGGAUGUAAGGAAGUAACAGUUCAGAGAGAUAGACAGGAAAGUGAGGGUCAGUGAACGAGUUGAAGCAUAGAUUGGCAGACUUGUACUUGAAGCGAGAGGAUAUUGGAAGCCAGUGGAGUUGCCGCAUGUGUGGUUGAAUGUGGUCAUGUUUCUUUGAUUUAAAAAUGAGUCUGCAAGCUGAGUUCUGUGCCUUCUGAAGUUUGUCUAUGUGGUGUUGAGGAAUGCCUGUGAGAAGAGUGUUACAGUAGUCAAAUUUUGAAAGAAUGAGUGAAGAGACGAGAGUUUUUGUGGCAUCAAAGGAGAGGAGGUGUCUAAUGGUACUGAUUUUUCUAAUUUCGUUAUAUGCUGAUCUACAUAUAUUCGUGACAUGUUUGUCCAUGGAGAGUGUGUCUGUAAGCGUGAAUCCAAGGUUUCUGGCAGAGGAAGAGAGUGUGAUGUCAGAGUUGCCAAUAGAUAUAGAAGAAGGAGCGGAUGGAGGGAGAGGUUUGUUUUGAGAGUGGAUGAGAAGGAUUUCCGUUUUAUCAUCAUUUAGCUUCAGUUUGUUGCAAGUCAUCCAGCGCUUUACGUCGUCCACGCACUCCUGUAUGCGAAGGAUGGUGGCAUCAAGUUGAUCAGGAAAGCAAGAGUCACUGAUUUGAGUGUCAUCAGCAAAGGAUUGACUGGAAACUGAGUGGUGGCUAAUGAGAGAUGAUAGAGAUUUAGUGUAGAGGAUGAAAAGUACCGGCCCAAGGACCGAUCCUGAGGAACUCCAAUAGACAGGGCUGAAGGUUUGGAAGAGCUGUUGGAAAUAGAGACUGUUUGAGUUCUGUCAGAAAGAUAUGAUUGAAACCAGUUUAAAGCUGAGCCAGUAAGUCCGAAAGAAAGAUGAAGGCGGUCAAGAAGAAUCUUGUGGUCAAUGGUAUCAAAUGCAGCAGAGAGAUCUAACAGAGUGAGAAUAGAGAGUUUGCCAUCGUCCAUCGCGCGCAGGAGGUCGCUCAUGACUCGGACCAGUGCUGUUUCUGUGCUAUGACCAAGUCGGUAGGCGGACUGGGAGGAAGGAUAGAGAUUGCAAGAGUGAAGAUAGUCAGAGAGCUGAGAGAGUAUGAGUUUUUCUAUGAUUUUUGAGAGAAAGGAGAGGUUGCUGACGGGGCGGUAAUUCUUGAGUGUGUUUGGAUCAAGUGAGGGUUUCUUUAGGAGUGGCAGGACUAUCGACGGUUUAAAAAUGGGAGGGAAGAUGCCAGAGAGAAUCGAAGAAUUUAUGAUGGAGGUGAGUGCUGGGAGGAGGACGUCAAGGCAUUCUACAAGCAGUGGGACGGGGAUCUGAUCGAGGGCACAAGACUUGGGAGCAGACCUGAUGAUGACUCGCCUCACCUCAUCCUCAGUCACAGGCAGGAAUCUAUCAAAUGAUUCUGUCUGACUAACGUCCUCCAAGAACGGUGAGGAAGGUGUAAGGGUCGCACUGUCUAGCUCCUCCCUGAUCGUUUGUACCCUGGUGAUGAAAAAGUCCGCAAAGGCAUCAGGGAAUUGCUCUGGUGCAAUGUCGGUAGGGAGGGUGAAAUUCUUGCUGUUGCCAAGAAGACGGUGACUAGCGCUGAACAGCGCCUUGGUUGAUGCACAUGAUUUGACCUUUGAGCUCCAGUAGUCAUCCUUUGCCAUCUGUACAAUCUCUGCCACCGCCUCCUUCGCUGUCCAAAAGAUCUGUCUGUCGACACUCAGUCCAGUCUUUACCCAGCGCCUUUCAGCGCGUCUUCGCGCGAGUUUUGCAAGACAGAGUUGGUCACUAACGCCUGCAUACCAUGGCGACGAGCGACCAUUUGGGACACGUCGCGCCAUGGGAGGGGCGUGCUCGUCCAAGAGUGCUCGGAGGCCAUCGUCCAGAUACUGAGAGCUGAGCUCAGCACCUAGCCCUUGAAGCAUUGACUUAAUGCCGGCUUUGAAGGCUGCUCUGUCUAUAGCAUUUAUGUCACGCACAAUCCUGUAGACAGGUAGGUUCUUUGGGGGAACUACGUUGAGUGUAGUGAGCACAGCUGCAUGGUCAGAGGAGAGCAUAUGACUCACAGUACAGCUGUCCACUAAGUGGUCGUCAUCACGGUACACCACCCAGUCGAUGAUGUGGCCACUGCAAGAGUAGGUGGGCUGCUUAAUGCCCUGGACAAGGCUAAACCUUGUGAGGAUGUCAAGUACCUUGCUAGUAAGGUGAUCAGUAGGGACGUCAUAGUGAACGUUAAGGUCACCCAUGAUUACACUCAUUCCACGGAGCAGGUUGCAGUAGUCAAGUAGGUCAGGGAGCUUAGAGAGGAAGGUGGAGUUUAGGAGCUUGUUCUUCUUACUGGGGGGAGUGCGGUACAAGCAGAAAAUGUGGACACUGGGGGUCGUGUUGAGGGUGAACUGAACAAGUUCUAUAGAGGGUGAACUGAACAAGUUCUAUAGAGGUGUGCUGGAAUGGGAAAGUGGAGGUGAAAGUCACUGGGAGGUGGCUGCGAUAAAUGACAGCGAGGCCGCCACCUCGCGUAGCAUGCGGAAAGGACUUAAUAUCGAAACCCGGUGGCGUGAGGUCAGCACACUUGGCAUCAUCCCCUGUUGACCUCAACCAAGUCUCGGUCAGGAACAGCAUUUAAGGAUAAUUUAUUAGGAACUGCAUGCACAAUCUGUGUCAUAAUAUAUUAUUACAGCUACUUAAAAGCAAUUUUCCCUCUCAGGUUUGAUGAUUCGUGUGCAAAAUCACACAGUGGUUUGCAAAGUUUUACAGCAUAAAUUUUUUUUUUCAAAAGUUUACAGCCCACAAUCACACACAGAAAUUACAUAAAUAAAGUGCAAAAACUUUUAUGAAAUUAUAUAAAGGAACUAUAAUUAAAUAAUUAUAAACAGAAAUGUCUCAAUAGUUCAAUCAAAGCUAUAUUUAUUUCUAUUAUUUAUCCCUUCAUUGGGUCACACAAUUAAAUAUCAACACACCGACUUCUAAUGGCCACUAGCCAAGUCUCAUUUUAGUCCUCUGUCUUUCAACAAGAAUGCAUCGUCAAGGUUGAUCUUUGUCCAUUAUUCAGAUAUUAUUGAAUCCUCAUAACCAUGUCAAAAUGUAACUCUUCCAGCCUAUUUCUAGAUUGUAUUUUUUUUUAUGCUCAUUAGGCUUAAUCCUCAUUCUUAAUGGGCCCUGAUGCAAGAAAUGUAUCACAAAUAUUAAACAGAAUGGCAAUGUUUUUGAAUUGUUCCUAAUUCAUUACAAAUUUACCCAUCAUUUUUUUCUUCAAGCACAAAUAUUAAGUUACGAUACUGAUCCUUAACUUUUGUCAGAAUGUCAUAUUGUUCCACGAAUGCUGCAUACUAGAAAAACUGGUGCUUGACAAAAGUAAAAUCUUAAGUGUUGACUAACGCUGAUAUCUCAAAUAUGCGCCAUUGCAUCAACUCGCUUUCAGGGAAAAAAAAGUCCAGGUGCAAAUAUAAACAUUCAAUAAUAUAUAUUCUCGUCACAUGCAAGCAAUUCAGGAACCUCUUCGGUCCACUGCACAUUUUCACCAAGGCACUGGGCACGAAGCGUAGUGAUUCUAACAUUUACAAACUGGUAUGCCUUAAUGGUCUUAAGAUUUUUUUUCUUUGUAGCAGCUUGCAUAAUUCAGCAAGUUGACUAACAACUUCAUCAAAGCAAUGAUCAAACUGCAGGUCCUUUAGCUUCUUCAAACAGUACUUUAGAUAGGUGCACCUGCUCCUUGAUGCAUUCAGUCAACUCUUGUAUGUUUCUUAGCAAUGCUAGUAAAGCACAUUGCUGCGAAAGCCAUCUGACUCCAUUCAAUGGUCUAAAGACUACAGAAUCACCUUCCAACACCUUAGCUCAGUGCUGUCCAACCUGCCAGCUGAUUUAAAUGGCCCGCCAAAGCUUAAGAAAUUAUUUUUAUGAUGUCUUAAAAAAUGAAACAGUUUAGGGUUGAAAUAUUUGCCAUACAGUUGAACCGAGUUAUGUUGCUGGCCUAGGGGUUUGCCAAAAAGCAUCGAGAUAACCAAUGAUUGAGAUAAACGAAAACCAAUAUUGAGGAAAUAUAAUAACAUGUACUUAAAAUUUCUUUAUGAGUAUGAUGUGCGUUAAUAAAUGAGAAUGUGCAUGUACACAUUUUUUGAGUUGAUAUUGCAGUGAUUUGUUUGAUGAAGCGAUUCGAAGUAGUUAUUAAAACAGAAUUCUGAUCCAGGAACAAAUCAAAAUGCUUAUUUUUUUUCAAAGGUCAGGGCUAGAUCACAUGAUACACAAAGUAAGUCAGGAAAAUACAAAAUUUUGCUUGAAAUUACUGCUGAUUGCAAGGUUCGGUUGCUUUCAUAAUUUUAUUUAUGAUUAUCUCUUAUAUAUAUUAUGCUUCUGGUAUGACUCGUGGUCUGCUUCAUAAUUUACUGCUUCCAUUUCCGGCUCCUUCCUAAUCAGCGAAUUUGGGAUUGAGAGUAUAUUAUAUAUAAUUCUUUAUGUUUGAAACAAAGUAAGGUUCAAAAAUGAGUUCAAUACUAUGCAAAAUAUUUCCGAUAACUAUGCUAAAUGAUAUAAUUUUUUUUAUAUGAGGCAACUGCGUUAGGCGCGUAAUAUUUUUGGAAAAUGAAAUUGUCUCAAUUUAAGUAGGUAAAAAAUAUUCGGUUUCAAAGUGGUUGGGACAUGAGGAUAUUUAUUAGACAUCAGAAUAUUUAAUAUAGUUCAUGGGCGUGAAAUAACAAGUGUGUAGUGAAGUAUCAUGUGGGAGGGGUGUAGCAAAAAUUGGGAUUAUUAAAUGUGCAUUACUUGAGUUCAUGUUUUGUCAAGUAACUUUAGUAGAUUGGAAGUUCACGCAUUGGCGGGCUUAUAACUAAAAAUUGUGUCUGUUUCCUAAUGAGCGAAUUUGAUGCUAUUAUUUUCUUAGCAUUUGCUAUAUGCUGUGUAUUUUGUGACGUAGAUAUGUGUUUAGAAAAUGGCAUACUUAAUAGUGUGUUAGUAAUGGAGUUCUUUAUUUAAUAAAGAGACAUUUGCUACAAGAAUCACUGGUUGGUAAAAUAAUUAAUAAAAUGAAUUGUGAAUUGAACGAUAGACUUUCUCUGCCUGUUCAUAUCAGUGGGUUAUUUCUUGACAACAAAUGGUUGAUGAAGGCAGUGCACUCUCACUACGACAUAGGGCAGUAGAUUUCGUUGCAUCACAUUGGGGCAGAUUUGGAGAUGCUGUUCCUGUACUUCUUUCCACCGCAGCUCAAGUUAUCACAACAAAUCAGGAGUACUAUCAAUACAUGUCAACACCUGGAGCAUUUGGUGGUGAGGAUGAAAUUCAAGCUCCAAGCUUUUUAAACGUGAAGCUCUCUUGCCAAACACAAAUAAAAUUCACUGCCACGACUUAUUGUUUCAGUGUAACACUUGCACUAAACGUUUCACAAUGCAGAACUAUCUUCAAAAACACACAAAACUUCACACAGCUGACAUAUUACCUGACUCCUACUCCGUAGCACCUUCUUCCAGUGCGAUUCCUGCAACAAAACCUCUCAAACGCAAACCUCUUACUAAACCCUAAAAAAACAAGAAUUAUAAUUGUUCCCUAAAACUAUAUGAGUGUCAAAAAUGCAAUAAGAAGUUCACUACACAGGAUUUUUUACUAUACGCAGCAAAAUUCAUUCACAACUCUUGCAGUGCAACAUCUGCAAAGCAACGUUUCCAAACAAACGCAGUCUUAGCAGACAUACACACAAUCCUCUUCCCGUUACCAGAGGUACUUCUUCACCUAAUUUCUGUCUUCCCGACAAGAGUACAACAUUGGGAGUCCAAACCAGUAGUGCAAACACUGUCAUGCGCCAUACUGGCCUGCUGAGCAUAAUACAUCCAGCAAGUACUCAAGAUGCUGCCACGACGUGAAAGUAGUUUGACCACCUUUGCGGGAGCCACCUGUGUCUUUACAACAACUUCUUACGCAGCAAGCUUCAGGAGCUAAAAAUUUUGGUGAACACAUUCGAGAAUACAACUCUUCUCUAUCAUUUUUUCCAUGGGUUCACAUAUAGCUCAACCUCCUGGCCAUGGAUCAUAUUGUUUCAAAAUAAAGGGGAAAAUGUAUCACAAAAUGUCUCCACUAUGCACUAAAACUUCUACCUCUCCAGGAUAUGGAGAGUUGUAUGUUUUGGACACAGUGCAAGCAACUGAAGUACGCUCACAAAAAGAAGCAAACUCUGCAUGCAGCAAAAAUUCACUUUUCCAGCUAGAUUCCAUGCUCAGAAUCACCAACCCCUUCGCUAAAUCAUAAAAACAUGUGCAUGAAAUCGCUAAGGCCAAUCCAGCAGCAUGUAUAUGAAUGGUUUUCAAGGAAAACCCUGGGCUUGAUUCACGACAAUACAAUAACCUGACAUGUCACACCGAUGUUGCUGCGAUUUUCGACAUAGAAGAUGGCGAACCCCCCCUGCCGAAAGGGACAUUUGCAUCCAUCCCAGAGGCAACUCCUGUAAGCAUAUUUCCACUCUCAAUAUGAAUAGUGAUCCUAUGGUUUACCCGCUUUUAUUUCCUUAUGGGGAUGUUGGCUGGCACAAAGAUUUACAUGUACCUGGUAAAAGAACCACCAAGCAAAUCAGGCUUACUCAACGCCAAUUAUAUGUGUACAGAUUAGCAAUGAGGAAAACAUUUAAUAUUUUGCAUUCCAGUGGCAAACUAUUCCAACAGAACAUUCAUAGUUGACAUGUUAAAACAGAUGGCGCACGCCUCAACUAUCUCAGAUUAAAUCAACACGAUCUGCGUGUAACUGAUGAGAAAAUGCUAAGACAAAGAGAGAAUUUCACUGUUCCACUUCAAAAACAUCAACUUAAUAGAGUUGGCGAGUUAACCGAGGUCGAGAUAAGUAGGUUUCGACUGUAAUAAUAUCAAUAAUUUUCUAAAAAGUUAAAAAAAAAUCAUUUUGAGAUGUUAUUGCUGCCCUGGGCUCUGGGAAAAUAUUUUUUGACCUAUGUAGUCAAAAAGGUUGGACAGCACUGCCUUAGUUAGCUCCCCUUCCAUAUACGUCAUAGUGAAACCUCGUCCAUUUUCAAAAAGUCCCUUAAAACUCAUCUGUUUAGGUCCGCCUAUGACCUGUGAUGCACCCUCCUUGCCCUACCUCAUUUUCUGUUUCGGGUUGAUCCUGAAGUGUCAAAGUGUCCUCGUUUUAUAGCCAUUUUCAUUGUUUCUAUAGUAUAGUAGUUACUAUCCUAGUGUCUCAUUUGUAUUUACUUAGUUUACAUGUUUUAAUAAUUGUAAAGCGCUUAGAGCUUUAUGAUAAGCGCUAUAUAAAAAUGCCUAAAUAAAUAAAUAAAUAACUGUGCUUUCCAUACUGUCCGGCUACUGAACAAUGUGUUCACUGUCCUGAUUUAAGGUUCAAUAUCUGCCAUUAAAGGCAUAUCUUUUCUAGCAUCAUUGAUGCCUAAGUAUUCACGAUGAGUUACUUAAUGUUGUUCCAGUAGAUGUGGAAUACGUCCGCAAAGAAUUGCUGCACCUCCAUUGUUCUUUCCUAGUAUAACCAGUGCACUGUCUGGGGUAAACAUAACCAUUUUCUGCAUGUCCAAUGAAUUCUCUUAAUAACUUGUUAUUGCUGAUUCCAUGGAUUCACUGUCACAUGCAGACAGAGACAAAAUUACAACAAAUACUGUCUUAUAAACAUUAAUGGGAUAUUUCCAAAUCUUUUUGUAUAAGAUUUUAUGAUGUAAAUAUACCAUCCCAACUCCAGGGAAAGUCGACUGCUGACGACCGUAUGUGCUUUAGCUGGGAUGAUUCAGUGAGUGCAGGCGGGGGCUAUCCUGGCAAAGGGAUAUCUCCCAUGCUUGAUAAUUUGGGCUUGAGUGGUGUUUUUUUUUUUGGGGGGGGGGGCAUAAAAAGCUAAUUGGCUCGCUGAUGCCAUUUCCUAAUGUACAUUUUCAGUAUAAGAUCAACAUUUUGUCCCUGAUUUAUCAGUGCUCUCAUCUUAUGUUCAUGGUUGGAUUUUUGGAUUGCAAAUGUUUCUAAUUAAAGCAUUCUUCACUUUGAUUCAGUGAGUGCAGGCGGGGGCUAUCCUGGCAAAGGGAUAUCUCCCAUGCUUGAUAAUUUGGGCUUGAGUGGUGUUUUUUUUUUUGGGGGGGUGGGCAUAAAAAGCUAAUUGGCUCGCUGAUGCCAUUUCCUAAUGUACAUUUUCAGUAUAAGAUCAACAUUUUGUCACUGAUAUAUCAGUGCUCUCAUCUAAUGUUCAUGUGUGGAAUUCUGGAUUGCAAAUGUUUCUAAUUAUAGCAUUCUUCACUACAGAAUUAUUAGAAUCAACAAAAUCAAAAGUGUAAUUCCUGCUGCACCUGCUAUUAGGCACUGUUGCUUCCUCACCCAUAUGUUUGCGUAUUUAUUGAACCACAUUCAAAGAUGUCUUCAUGUUGAAAGCCAAGAGGGUGUUGUCAAUCUAAAUUUUAGCCUGGUCUUAUUUACCACUUUAUGUUGUGCUGCUUCUUGUCUUAUGCUUCGACCAGCAAAACUUUUUGUAAACAUUCGCAGUACACCUCCUGCCCAUAGAAAGUGAAAUCUCUGUACAGCAUCUUUGUAUUUUUGCUUGAUAUGUCAUUUAGAUGAUCAAAAUUCCAAGCCACUCAUCUUUUACCUUUACAGAGUUCACCUCCUGCAUUAUCAUAAAGGCACAUUUCACAAACAAAAUCAUUGUCAACUUCAUGAUAUUAUACAAAUUAAUCGCACAGUCUGACAGUUUGCUGUGAUGAAAAAAUUUGGUAGUGCUGCAAGCCCAAAUUCAAUGAGUCAUUCCGUUUUUAAUUUGAUAUUCACUUUUUCUUAGCAAGGGAUGAUGCUGACUUUUCUUGAAGUUUACAAAUAAUUAGCCAUUACACUUAAAAUAAGCUAGAUGAUACACAUUCACUGCACAUUCUGGGCCAUGAACUUUAUAUGAAUGGUUGAAAAGCUGAGAACGAAGCUAGCUUGUUGUGGAAUGUACUGGUAUCAAUAAUAAUAUAUAAAUCAAUAGUUUUACCUAAAAUGUAGAUAACAAAAUUAUAGAUCUGAUGCCAAAUUCUGGUACCAGGUAUUCAUUUAGCAGUUUGGACAAAAGUUUGUUAUUUAAAACUGUUCAUAGUAUAAUUAAAUACUGGGUAAAUCAAUAAAAUUAAACACUGAAAUAAUUUCUGAUUCAUACAAAUUUGUUUAUUGUAAUAAUAAUAUAGUGUAAAAAAAAAUUGUCUUCUUUACACAAGUGAACCAGCUACAUUUCAUUUGAGAGAUAGGUCAAGUUCAUGUUUACAUUUUGAAUUUAAUUAAUAAAUAUUUGUGACUCAAAAGAAACACAAUGCAUUAAUUUUUAAUUCUUGAAUGAUUCAUGCUAUUUUUAAUUAAAAUCGUUGCUACACCUUAGGCAUAGAUGAAGAUUUAGAUUUCACACUCCAUGUUAAAAAUGCAACCAAAUAGAGCACAUUAUUAGUUUGUGUGUGUAUUUGUAAUUAUAUAAGUAGUUGAAAGUAUGGAUCAAGCUAGGUUUAAAAUGGCUCCUGGCAGAGACAGUAAUUUUGUCAAUUUUAGUCAAGGUUUGUUCUGUAAAUGCUUCAUAUACAGUACUGAUACAACCAUCAAACUUUCCUCUAUGUACUUCCUGUGCUCAGUCAGUCUUUUGUAGUGAAAGAACACUAGUGCACAAAUAUUUUUUUGGAGAAAAGUUUUAACUGUUUAAGUAGUAGAGGUGCAAGGGAUUUGUUGAAUGAUGGCAAUUUAUGAAUAAAAGCUCAUGACACUGAUCAACAGAGUGGUGGCAAUAGAUACAUCUUUUUUAUGUAUUUUUAUUUAAAAACUUUAGUAAUGAAAUUUCAUUUGUGGAUUUUUUCCCCAGUUUAAGCUUGUGCUACGCACUGCAUAUGGUUUGCUCUAACGCAAAUAAGGAUUCACUGGUUAUUCACUGGUUACCCAUGGGUUAAUUUUUUAUAAUAUUCGCAUUUUAGGGUACAGCUAUUCUAAACUAAACAUUCAUACUCUAACAAAUAUAUAUAUAUAUGUAUGUAUAUGUAUGUAUGUAUGUAUGUGUGUGUGUUUGUGUAUAUAUAUAUUAAUAUAUAUAUAUAUUAAUAUAAGUGUAAAUUUGUUUGUGGGUUUGUUCAACAUAGAUUUUUACAAGGCUUGUUGGAUCUUGACCAAACUUGGCACAUGUAUCCAUCAUUAUCCGGAAGGAACUCUUUGGGGGUUGUAUAUUUUUUAUAACAUUCUGUUUGGGGCCCGGGCCCCUAAAUUUAGUUUUUUCUAAUAUGAGCUAUAUAAAUAAAAUGACCAAAAAAUACUCCUACAUAAAAAGAUGGAUCUUGACCAAACUUAGUACACAUACACUUGAUUAUCCAUAUUUAAAUACCAAUGAGUACUGAACUCAUAAUAUCCACUUCUGCCCCAUUUCAUUUUUCCUAAUAUAAGCCAUAAAAAUACCAAUAGGCUUAAUUAUAGGUUCUAUGUGAAUUGAUGGAUCUAGGCCUAGCUUUGUAGCUGUAUCCUUCAUAGUCCGUAUUGAAAUAUCGGUGGAUUUAAAACUUAUAAUACCCAAUCCAUUCUGGGCUGGUCUAUAAUUUUAUAGAAAGCUCGAUUAUUUCAAAAGGCUAGAUCUAUGACAAAUUUAAACCAUUUUAAAUGGGACAACUUUUAAAUUUUAAUGUUAUUUAUCUGACUGACUUUUAUAGGGUCCCCAUCUCCGACAAAACUUAAUCGGUACAAUUACGCAAUGAGCCCCCACCAGAGCUCUCUUUUAACUUAAAUGUACUAUAGUUAUAGUAGUGCACUUAGUUGUAGAAUAUUCUUUUUUAUUUCAAAAAAUUAAUAGUGUUUAAAAUUCAUUUUUUAAACUUUUCGAGGAGGGUAUUGAAUUCAAUCUAGGUUGUUCAAGAAAGUUCUAUAUUGCUCUAUGGCAAUAUAUAUAAUGGGAUUUAAAAAAGCUUAUUAUAAUGUUAGUUUAGUUUUGUUCAUUUCUAUACUUUCAUGGGGAUUUUCUCUACACAUCAUACCGUUCAUAAAACGACCAGGAACAAAAUGGUAAAGGGGAACGAGAUCCAACAGUAAACUGGAACCCACCGGUAACGCAAUCCCAUUGGCUAAGGGGAUACCAUCGGCGAAGAGGAUCCCACCACGAAACGGGAUCCUGCUGAAAAAUGGGAUCCCACCGGGAAACAGGAUCCCAUUGAGAUCGGGAAACCACCGGGAUCCGGAUCCCACCGGGAAACUGGAUCCACCGGGAUCACUGGAAUCGGGAAGCCACAGGGAUUAGGAUCCCACGGGUAUCGCAACCCCACGGGAUUGCAGUACCAACAGGAUCAGGAACUUACCGAUAUCAGGUUCCCACCAGUAUCGGGAUUUCACCAGGAUUGGGAUACAACCGGGAAAUGGGAUAUUAUUGAGAAACAGGAUUUAAUUACAAUCCCUUCCGGGAUCUGGAUCCCAUUGGGAACAAAAGGUUUACAAAGAUAUUAUAAAUGUGUUUUUAUUGCCAAAAAUAAAGUUUAUAUUUUUUUACUGUAGGUGGGUUUUUUUCUUUUUCAUAGCGCUUAAUUUCAAUGUUAAUUAAAAGGCUGUAAUAGUAGAAAUUGUCAUUUUUCCAAAUGCUAUCCCGGUAUAUUGGCUAGUUUUAUGAUAAUUGUUAAAAUUUACAAAACCACCCAUUAUAAUUAUGUUACAGGUAUAGGUGCAUUGUCAUCAGCAAAUCAACCUGCCACCAAACAGAAUCUCUCUCAACAGCUUAAAAAUCAGUUGUUGCAGCAACCACAAAUUAUAAGACCUUCCAUACCAUCAUCUCUUCCUAUGAUGACUCCAAUUCUUAUUGCACAACAGCCAUUAGCUCAAGCAGCUUCAGUUCUUGCUACAAAUGCACAAGUGAACCCAGGAUCAGCAGCACUUUCAACAAAUAUAGUUAAACCUCAACAUACCAUACUUGUGCCAGGAGGGACUAAAUUAACCCAGCCCCAAUUUGCGGCAGUUACAUCAGCACCAAUGCCCGUCCAGGCUCCCCAAGCAGCCCAAGCACCUGGUACAAAAAAAGGUUUAUCACUCACUGUAAGUGUUUAAGUUUUAUACUAGUCUAGUUUAAACAUUGUCAAUUUUUGGUCAGAAUAUUAUUAAAUUAUAUAAAGACAAGUAAAGAUCAUCUUGGCUAUUUUUUAAUAUCCACAGUUAAUUUUAUUAAGUGCUGACUUCUGGGCCAAUUUAUAAUUUAAAAAGUUCUCUAUAGUAUCAUAUAAGAAAAGGCUAUCUAAUGAUUAUUAUGACUAAACUUUGCAAGUUUAUAAUAUAAUUUAAAUUAAUUUAUGAAGAUAUCAAAUUUCCUGUUAGACAGUCAACAACACUUUAACAGGCCAUCAUCAUCUACAAUAUAAAGUGCAGUGUGUGUGUAUAUAUGGAUACCGAUGUUCAUUUUUUGCAACAAAAUUUGUCAUGGUUAUGGGAAAUUUUGAUCAAAAUCCAUUCACCUCAAAGGCUUUUAUUUAAAAGUUAAAGGAAUCAAAUUUUACAUUAUUUUUACAAAAUUAUUAUUAGGAAUUCUCUUGCUCUGAGAAUGAUCAUGAACCUUCAUUUGAGUAAUUUCUGGUGCACAUAUUUUUAAUAAGGUAUUAUUUAUUUUGAAGAAUGGUGCACUUUCAAAAUAUUAAAAGAAACAUUUGUUUAAAGCUAUAGAUUUAUGCUCAUUUCACACUAUCAAAUAUUCGAUCAUACAUUUGAUGCAAUUUUUGUAUGAAUUAAGAAGCCUUGUCACAACUUUCAAAUCACUAUUUGAUCAAAUUUUGAUAUAUGCAAACAUUUUAAUACCAGUAUUAUUAUGCAACCUCUAUAUCACGUGAACAAAAACUUAAAAGAAGUUUGUCAUUCUAGGGCGUGUUUACAUUGACUGCACUUAAUUGUCUAAAUAACAACAGCCUCCAAAUAAGAAUUACAUAAAUUAGAAUAAAAAAUAAAAGUUUGAAAAAUUAGACAAUAAAUUAACGUAGGGCAUGAUGUAAUUGAAAACUAAUGACUAUAUUACUAGUUUCUCCUGCUACGGCUACAAUCUGUGACUUUAUCUUUUACCCAUACUAUCGACCAGAUUGAAGCACACAAAAACAAUAAAAAAAUAAAAACAAUUAAAAAAAAUUAUUACUUUAUUACUGAUAGAUUUGUGUCGACAUCCCUGUACUAAGUCUGGGGAAAUCAUUCAUGAAUUAUGCACUAAAAUAUACAGUAUGCUCAUUCCUAGUACACUGCACUAGAUUUAAAAAAAUAUAUUUAGUACAAUUAUUUAUACUUUUAUAUACUAGUAGGUACUCUAAUUUAAAUUAAACUCUGCUCUAAACUAUAAUGGAUAAUAUUUUAGGGUGUGCUAAUCUCCUUUUAAAAAUAAUUUCAAGAUGGAAACACCUUAUUUAAAACAUACAAGUCCAAGCACAAAUUUCACAAGAACCCAGAAACAAAAUCAAUAUUUUAUAUAUCGGUAUUACAUAAAAAAAUAAGCAGUGCUGAAUGAAUUUAGAAAAGAAAAAUAUUUAAUUUAGGGUCAUGAAAGGUGGUAGGGUAGACCAUACAAUACAUUUAGCAGUUUAAAAACACAAGAUAUCUAAAGUAUUUUUUUAGAAUAGAAAUCAGAUGUCAAGGAACUCCAUAGUGACAAUAAUGAUUUAAUUAGUGAUCAUUUAGAUUUGGUAAUUUAAGGUCAUGUUUAGAGGGGAAAAAAUUGUAGUUUAGGGGCACAAAAAGGGGUAUGGAGGCAUAUACUAUGUAGCAAAAAAAAUACUUCUUAAAACUUUUAAUGAUGUUAGAAACGUAAACAUCAUUACAUAGAUACUUCUUUUUAAAAUAAGGAAUUGUGAUGAGUUUUUGCAGUAGCAGGUAGAAAUUAUCGCAAAGUGCCUCCCAUUAUAAUUUCGAUAACAUUGGAUGAAAAUUUCUAGUAUCAACAUGGGUUUACUUAUGUAAGUGUACCCACUUUUUGUUAAUGCCAUUGAUUUUCUUAAUUGGUAAAGAUAUGUUUAUUUUUAAAAAGAGAAUGUAACAAAUGUAAUAUCAUUGGAUUUAAAGAUAUUGUCAUCCAUCUAAAAAUAUAAAACACACCCUAUUUCCUACGGCUGAUAUAUAUGUACCUAAGAAGGUUAAUUAUUUAUCAAAUUCAUUCCUUUAUUCUGAGGUGUAUCUUGUGCUGCCUGGGGCAAAAUGAAAGUAUCAAAUCAUCCCCCCCUCCCCCCCCCCCUUUUCCCUCCAGAUUUUAAUACAAAUCAUCCACAGGAUUGUUGCCCCUUACGUAUGCAAAAACACAAAUUUUUUUCCGUGCCCCUGAACUUAAUUAGCAUUUUUAAGUCCCAGAUCCCUUUUACCAUGUUUUAUAUUGCUAAAAAAAAUACAUAAUUUUGCGCAUAAUUUCCAAUUUCGAAAAAGUAUGGGUAUUUAUUUUAACAUUAAAAACUAUACCAAAGUUCAUAGCUGUCACAUAAUUGGGUCUUUAGAUAUAGAUAUCAAAAUGAACCAAUUGCAACUUCAUAUGGUUUGUUCUUAUUUGGAUGAGUGAUAAGUGCAUUAGUGAAUGAUAUUUGACUAUGAAUUUCACUGCACUGAUUGACUUAAACAGCAUUUUCUUAUUAAAAGUAUAUUUAAAGAUCACGUUUUUAUUACAUUAUAUAAGUAUAUUUUUGGAAUGAAAAUUAAGUAAAAACUCAUUAAAUGUUCAAAAUUCAAAACUAAAAUUUGGUGUGUUUUUUUAAUUAAAAAGCAAUCAUAUUUAUUAAUUUUACUUUUAAGAAGGGAAAAUACAUUAUCCGGUUAUUAAAUCAAAGAAACUUAAAGCUUUGGUUAAAAUAUGCAAUUCAUGCCAUGACGUCAUUUGCGUGAUUAUUUCGUAAAUAUCUAUUUACAAAUAAGGGAUUAGUUAUGCUUUCCAUUUCUCGAAAAUACUGUUAAGGAGCAUUGACACAUUGUGGCUUCAUCUUUGUGUAUAUCAUUGUGAUUUUUUGUAUUUGACUCAUUGAUAGAUUUUAUUUAAAAAUAAGGAAAUAAAUGUUUUCUAUUUUUCUGGAAAUUCAGUUCAUGGGCAAGGAAAGAGGAGGGUGGGGGGGGGGGGGGGUUUGUUUAACAUUUUAUAGGAGGUUAACAAUAUCUAAGAAAAUUGGUAUUUAGACCCUUUUUAGAUAUAGAGAUUAAGAGAUUUUAACCUUAAGUAUCACACAGUUCAGAAGCAAAGCUAUAGUGUGGUAGAUUUUUUUUUGAAGAGACCAAUAUCUAACAAUAUUGUUCAUUUUACUGUACAGAUAUUUUUAUGUGGCUGAAUUUUUCUUCAAAACCCUAUUAUUCUACAAACAUGAAAUUUGAUAUAUGGAUUUAUCUUUGAAAAUAAUUACACAUAUUUGAUUUAUAAUUGACAUUUAAUUUGGUUACUAUGCUAAAAUAAAAUAAAAAUUAAAUUGAAGAAAAGGGUAAGUAUUUCAUAUUUAUUUUAAAUGUCACACUCAUAUUUGAAUUCAUAAAGGAAUAAAUUAUUAAUGUAUGAAAUAACUUUCAAAAUAAUGUGAUUUUCAAUAAUAAUCAUAUUUUUAAAAUUUUAAUGACAAACAUUUUUAAUUUUGUGUUAUAGAAAGAACAGAUGAUUGAAGCCCAGGAAAUGUUUAAAGCUUCCAAUAAAGUGUCACGACCAGAAAAGGCACUCAUACUUGGGUUUAUGGCUGGAUCAAGAGGUACAAAAAAUGUUCAGUCCAUACAAAUACGAUUAUUAUUAUUAAGUAUUAAGCAUUGUAAGCUUAUUGAAUUUCGUUAGUUGAAUCCUUAUAUUGCUUAAAAAUUGGUGAAUACAAGCCAACCUGCUGGAUCAAUAACUGUAAAAAAAAGUACCCAAAAAAACCUGUACAACUAAAAAAAAAUUGUACAGAAAAUAAAUGAAUAUUAAAAGAAGUAUAAUUUAUAACUUUUUCAUUUAAUCAUGUUUUUUAUUAAUGCAACCUAUGCCCAUUUGCUUAUUGGUUGAAAAUAUUAAAUGUUAUUGUAAAUUUUGCGUUGUUAAUAAUUGUUAAAUAGAUGGGAUCGUUUCACCAUUAGGUUGAUUUCUGACAAUCGGUUUAGGUUUAUUUUAACAUUGAGAAUGAAUGCUACAAUCUGCUUUACUGUGAGGCAAGGUCAGCAAAAGUUUUAUAAGAAAAAUACCCAGGGUAGAGAAUUUUCUUUCUUUAUUUCUUUUAGAUUACCUGUUAAUCUCAUAUGCAAAUUCUUUGAUUUCAUUCGUAAUAGAAAAUCUCCUGUCAACUACAUAUCUAGAAGCUGUGAUUGUUUGUCUCUGUAUUUUUUGUAUUGUCCAUUAGGUUUUUCUUUACCCUGUUUAUAUUUCUAAUUGCUUCAAUCUGAAUGCAGUCUUCCCGGUAUUUCUGUAUAAGAAUAGUUUAUAAUAGUGUGGUGAUUUGGAAAUCUCAGCUUGUCAUUGGAAAAUAAUAAAAAUUAUUGGUAUACCGUAUCAAUUUGCAUGUAUAUUGGUGAUUAUACAUGUGACAAAAUUAUCCUUGUUAUUUAUCAGUAAUUAGGUACCGGUAUAUUCAUUUUAUUAUUAUAAAGGACUUAGAAUAAAAAUAUUUUUUUACUUUCAGAAAAUCCUUGUCCAGAACAAGGUGCUGUUCUCAAUAUAAAGCUUAGUGAAAAAGAAGAAGUUGUACACUUGCCAGAUGGUACAGUAAAGAAAAAGAUUGAAGACACUUAUUUUCAAAUGAACUAUGCAACUGGAGAAUGGAGAAGAUUUCAAAAACUACGGGAAAUGGCUGUGUCAUGAUACUUAAUUUCUCAAUAUAAUGUUCACAGAACUGGACUUGUAACAACAAAUUGCUCUGUCUGUUUAGUCCACAAAUAAAUUUUUUUUAAAAUACUACACAAAGUAAGAGUCACUAAUUCAUCAUAUACUUUGAUUACUUUGAAAGCGUACAAAAAGGAAUUAUCUACUGUAGUCAUAGAACAAAAUAGGCAAAUAUGUACGGUUGACUUCUGGUGUGUUUCUUUAUUACAGUUAUAGUUCUCUCACCUGUGUUAUACAUCUUUUUUUUCAACAGUUUAAUGGCACAUUAAAAUAGUAAAUAAACUGCCAGUAUUUAGA
This is a messenger RNA of Lymnaea stagnalis (great pond snail), 36561 nucleotides long. The record is from the annotation of a GenBank genome assembly. NCBI's taxonomy places the organism in Eukaryota, Metazoa, Mollusca, Gastropoda, Lymnaeidae.